AUGGCGACCCAGUUUGCCAUUGUCGGCCACUCGUGCCGCUUCCCCGGCGGCGCCAACAGCCCCUCGCAGUUCUGGGAGCUGCUCAGCCAGGGCUUUGAGGCGUCAAGCGAGAUCCCACGCCGUUGCUUUGACAUCGAGCAGGUCUACGAGGCGCCCGAACGGAGCAGCCGCGGUGGGGGCCGCUAUCGCCGCAUGGGGGUGCGUCAUGCGUCGCUGAUUCACGAUGCCGAGUGCUUCGAUGCCACCUUUUUCGGCAUCAGCCGGCGUGAGGCAAAGGUUAUGGACCCGCAGCAGCGCCAGCUUCUCCAGGUGGCCCACGAGGCCGUCGAGGCUUCGGGCUACUGCCCCUCGUCGCCCACGCCGAGCACGAGAGCCGAGGAGUUCGGUGUCUACGUUGCGGCCGCCACGGAUGACUACGUCGCAAAUCUGAGCACUCAGGAGGUCGACGUCUUCUACUCUCCAGCCACGCUGCGUGCCUUUCUCUCGGGCCGCAUCUCCCACCACUUUGGUUGGGAGGGGCCCAGCCUCGUUCUUGACACGGCAUGCUCGUCGAGCCUGGUGACGCUGCACACUGCCUGCCGCGCCAUUGCCGCCGGCGACUGUCGUUCGGCCCUCGUGGCUGGUGUCAACAUCAUUACCUCGCCUGCCAUGUUCCUGGGCCUCUAUCGCGGCCACUUUCUCAGCCAGGACGGCCGCUGCAAGACGUUUGACGAGAGUGCCGAUGGCUAUGGGCGGGCCGAGGGUGUGGCGGCGUUUGUAGUCAAGACACUGGACGAUGCUCUGGCCGACGGCGACCACAUCGAGGCUGUCAUUCGUGCCACGGCCCUGAACCAGUCCGGCCUGGCCAAAUCGAUCACCCACCCGGACCAGGCAACGCAGGUCAAGCUCUUCAAACGCGUCAACGACAUGGCCGGCAUCGAUGCCUCGGCCGUCAGUGUCGUCGAGAUGCACGGCACGGGCACAAAGGCAGGCGAUCGCUGCGAGAUGACGAGCUUGUCGACCGUCUACGGCAAGCAGGCCACCACUGCGCUCCACCUGGGCUCUGUCAAGGCCAAUGUUGGCCAUUGCGAGGCUGCUGCGGGCUUUGCAGGCCUGACAAAGCUACUGGCCAUGCUGCGCCACCAUGAGAUCCCGCCGCAGAUCAGCCUCAAGACGCUCAACCCGGAACUGGCGCCCCUCGUCGCCAACACCCGCAUCGAGAUUCCUACCACGCAGCAGCAGUGGCCUUCAGCAGACGAUGCGCCCCGCAUUGCCCUCCUCAACUCCAUCGGUGCCGCAGGCUCCAAUGCGACGGCGCUUCUGCAAGAGUGGGUGCCUGCUAGCGAGGAGAGCCAGGACCGCAAGCUGGGGUCGGACAUGCUCUUCUGCCUCUCGGCCAAGUCCGCACGCGCAUUCGACCGUCUUCUCACCGCCUUUAUCGAGUACAUUGGCACCCAUCGCGACAGCACCAGCCUCGGUCAGCUGUGCUACGCUACCAUGGCACGCCGCAUCCACUACACGUCCUUUCGCCGUGCUCUGCCUGUGUCGCCGCACGAUGACCUUGCGUCUCUCGAGGCCAAGCUCGUCGAAUGGCGCAACGGUGAGGCACCCAAGAAGCUCGUCUCCAAGGCGACCCCCGUCUUUGUCCUGCUGCGUGCCCAGCACCCUCCCGUCGAGAGACUGCGCCACCAUGUGGCUGCUGAGCCCGCAUUCAAGCGGGCUUUUGAGACCGUCAUCAACUCCGUCGAAGCCAGUCAAGAGAUCGACGCCCUGCUAAGCAGCAGCGACAGUGAAGCGGACGCUCGCAAAACGGCGUUACUAGCCUUUGCAUUCGAGAUCUCCAUCAUGAAGCGAUGGCAGGCGUGGGGCUUGCGCAACAUCACGCUCAUCUGUCCAUCGAAGCGAGCGCAUACAGUGGCGCGCAUCCUCGCGGGAGACGUGCGUCUCGAAGAGGGAUGGCAAAGGUACCAAUCGGAGACCGAGGAUUUACAAGAGCAGCAGUUCGUCACACUCGACGGUACUCCACACGCGACUGUCCCUGCUGGUGCCAUCGCACUGGGCAAGGGGACCAUGCGCGUCGUGACCGAGGCCGGUGCAGAUGUGGCGCAGCUUCUCAGCGAUGCGGCACCUGAGCCCAACACGGCAGGGCAUCUGGCGAAACUCUUUGAGCAUGGCAUCUCGCUCAACUUCUCAAAGGUGCUCGAGGGACAGGGGCGCUGGCCUGCGGUCGACGAGCUGCCUCUCCAUCCAUUUGAAAAAGACGCCGUAUGGGUCGACUACCAGCACCAGCCACCUACCAUCGACGACGCCGCCCCUGCUCGCACAGCAACGGCCAAGAAGGAGGUGAAACGAGGCUAUGCCAUCUCAAAAUCCGACGCGCAUGCCAAGGGUCACGACGUGCGCGCGGCGGCCGUCAUGGAUGUGUCGCAGGUGCGCGACGAGAUCAUGGGCCAUCUGGUAGCAGGGAAGGGCAUGUGUCCCGCAUCUGUGUACCACGAGCUCGCUUUUACGACGCUGCAGCAAGACGUGCACCGGGGCCGGAAAGAGGUGGUCGUGCUCGAGAGUGCACGCUACCAUGCUCCUCUGAUCUACAACGAGGCUGCGCCCGGACAACUCGUCUGUCAGCUCCUGGCAGCGCGCCAGCCGGGCGUCUAUCAGGCCCGUGUUGGCUGGCAGCGCACACAGGGCGACCGUUUGACGCCGCAUUUCACGGGUACGGUCAGCGUCAAGGAGGCAAACAGCGCCGCGCUCCACGCCACGGCCAUUGCCUCGGACCAGCUGGGCGCCGCCGUUGACACGCGACAGCUCUACAAAACAUUUGCCGAGCGCGUUGUCGAGUAUGCGCCCCUCUACCAGACAAUCGAGAGCCUUUCGCGCUCUUCGGACGGCUACGAAGGCCAGGCCACUCUCAAGCGCGGUGCAUUUGUUCCCCGCGGCAGCCGUCGCGAUGUGGUCAGCCCCAUUCUUCAGGAUACGAUGCUGCACACGGCCGGCUAUCUAGCCAACACGGGUCCCAAGUCGUCGCCGGACGUCAGCUUCAUUGCCGUAUCGCUCGGCUCGUUUGUCGGCCUGCUAGACACUGACGACGAGGCCGUUCAGGUGCGCGCAAGCACCGUGUGGGACGAGCGGACAGCUACCCUCACGUGUCGGGCAUCGGCGCACUCGAGGACCGGCGCCGUGCUUGCCUCCUUGGGCGACCUUGUCUUCAAGCGGGUGGAUGCCAAACAGUUUUCGGCGCUACUCACAGGUGGCUCGUCGAUGGCGACGAAGGCCACACCGAAGACAAGGCCGACAAGAAGCCCUGACUCGUCGACAACAACAGCAAUACCGAGCAUGGAAAAGCUUGGUGAAAGAAUUCGCAAGAUCAUCUGCGACGGCACGGGUGUGCCUGCCAGCGAAAUCCACGGCUACACGGCCCUCGAAGAGCUUGGCGUCGACUCGCUCCUGUUCAUUGAAAUCAUCGAGCAGCUGUCACCCUUUCUCCCCGGUGCAAACGGGUUGCAAGACCGAGCAUCGGCCCAGCAGACGGUCGACGACUUUGUUGGCCUCUGUGCAUCAAUGGUGCCCUCUGUCGAGAGCAGCGUUGCGAGCGAGCAAGUGGCCAGUGGAGAGACCAAGGAAGAGGUAAACACCGACGACUCACCAACCUCGGUCCGUGAGACAACCGUACGGGUCCUGGCCCACAUUCUGGCCAUCGACGACGCUGCCUCGCUGCUCGCCAGCGACGCUUCCAUGAACGAGCUCGGGCUCGACUCGCUGGGGUCCAUCGAGCUUGCCGAGGGCCUUGCCCGGGAUCUUGGUGUCACCACAUGUUCCGACACCCUUGUUGCUUGUCAGAGCGUCGCCGAGCUUUGUGAGAUCGUCGGUACGGAGGCAGCCAAGGUGCAACCGCCUUCAUCACAGCGCGCACAAGGCCGCAGUACAGCGCAAGUUCAUAGCCCAAGUCGCGUUGAGGAAGAUAGGCCACUCCCUUCGCCUUCCUUCUACAAGACUGUGACGCCCUCCGAGGUCAGCUUUCUUCGCAGGGCCCUCCGGCUCGCUGAGAACCCGCGUCUGAUUCGCAGGGGUGCUUCCCCCGGUGCCGCACCUCUCUUUCUCUGUGCUGACGGCUCGGGCAUCCCCGCGUCGUACCUCACGCUGCCCACGGAGCAGGUGCGCGACAUCUGGAUUCUUCAUCAUGAACGCCUCUUCGACCCUCCGAGUCGCGACUGGGGCGUCGUCGAGCAUGCAGCAGCCCUCGUGGCAGCCGUGGCUGAUGUCUACCCGACAGGCCCCCUCAUUGUCGGCGGCUGGUCAUUCGGCGGAGUACUGGCAUGGGAGAUGACUCAUCAGCUUCAAGCGAUGGGUCGCACCGUCAUGGGCACCCUCGCCGUCGAUACGCCCUGCCCCCUUGGCCACACGCCCCUCGAUGGCUCGAUUCUUGAUGCUUUGGUGCCUGAAGACGGUGGCGACACCCGCCUCGGCCAGGCCCGCCAGCUGAUCCGCGCCUCGUUCCUCAAAUCGGGCGACUGUAUUCGACGCUAUGCCGAACUGCCUGCAUCGGCACAGACUGCCCUCAAUGCGGCGAGGCAGUCCAACAAGCCCGUCAAAUUGGCUCUUCUUCGCUGCAGCCAGGACUUCAAGGCGCGCUGGGCCACCGAUGCCCAAUUCGACUGGCUCACCCGCCGGUCUGGCGAUCAGGGCAAAAAGCACCAACUCCUUGGUUGGGACAAGCUCGCCGGCCUCGACGUCGUCCUCGACAUUCCGGGCUCCCACUUCACACCCUUUGCCAAGCGAAACGUUGAUGCCGUUUCAGCUGCCAUCGAGCGUGCUUGCUACCUGCUUCAGUCUUAG
This is a messenger RNA of Acaromyces ingoldii, 4812 nucleotides long. Its product is annotated as ketoacyl-synt-domain-containing protein. Gene Ontology annotation, molecular function: fatty acid synthase activity; 3-oxoacyl-[acyl-carrier-protein] synthase activity. NCBI's taxonomy places the organism in Eukaryota, Fungi, Basidiomycota, Exobasidiomycetes, Exobasidiales, Cryptobasidiaceae. The record is from RefSeq and is a predicted model, not a curated record. Gene Ontology annotation, biological process: secondary metabolite biosynthetic process; fatty acid biosynthetic process. The transcript has 4 exons. Bases 1 to 4812 code for a protein of 1603 amino acids.